Bombus pyrosoma is the source of this 2309-nucleotide messenger RNA. RefSeq names its product RNA-binding protein 34-like. The coding region runs from base 190 to 2073 and encodes 627 amino acids. Gene Ontology annotation, molecular function: RNA binding. The record is from RefSeq and is a predicted model, not a curated record. The transcript is spliced from 4 exons. NCBI's taxonomy places the organism in Eukaryota, Metazoa, Arthropoda, Insecta, Hymenoptera, Apidae.
AUUUCAUUUGAAGUAAGAUAUAGAGAAUUUUGUUUUUCGUUAAUACGUUGACAUUCAAAAACGAGGUAUAUAAAAUAGUAAUGGCUGAUUUCGUUCUUCCUGUUGGCGCUUAAAGUGUGUUGAAUCUGAGCCGGCGUAUUGAGAAGAUAGCUCUUGUUUUGAACGACGACAUAAGGUUUUUUGAAAAAAAUGGUUAAAUCACAACCAAAGGAAGAUAAAAGUUUAACUUCCAAACACUUACUGAAUGUACCAAAGGAUGGAUUUAUACAAAAAAAUAAAAAUAAAAAAUUUAAACAAAUACCAACUGGGAAAGUUCCAUUAAUUAAUGAAUCAAAGAAGUCAAAUAGUAACAAUAUGAAAAAUAAUAUACCUCAGAAAUCUCCAGAAAAGAAUAAAGGACUGAGAAAGAAAGAUAUUGAAAAGCUACAAGAAUCUUUAAAGAAACAAAGAAAAAAUAAAAAUUUUGGGGGGGUCAAAGAGGAUGAGUCUAUCAAUGAAGGAAUUGUAUUACAGGAUAGCAUAAUUGAAAAUAGUGAUGAGAGUGAAUCAUUUGAUGAUAAUAAAAGUGAAGAGGAAAAUAUCUUACCAGAUAUUCUUGGCGCCAGUCUAGCAAAUGACAGUGAUGAGGAUGAUGAAGAUUAUGAGGAAGACAAAAAAGUACAAGUAAAUAAAGGUGUAAAAAUGUUUGAUGGAAUAAAAUCAAAUGACAGCAUUGUUUCCAGUGAAGACAAGGAUGAUUCUAUGACUGAGGAUAGUGAGGAUGAUGAUGAUGAUGAUGAUGAUUAUGACGACGAUGAUGAUGAUGAAGAAGAGGAUGAUACAGAUGAUACAGAAGAUACAGAAUCUGAGUAUGGAAGAAAGACUGAUGAAUCUUCUUUGGGUUCUCUAAAAGUACUUCUGGGAGAUAGUCUUUCUGAGGAUGAAGAUGAUGAAGACUUUGCUGACUUUGAUGAGAAUAACGAAACUGAUGAUACAAGUGAUGAAGAAGAUGAAGAAUUAAAGAAUGAAGGAUCAGAUCUUCUAAAAACACUAAUAGGUGACACUAUUAUUGAGGAUGAUAAUGAUGAUGAUGAUUUUGUUGAACCAACUGAGAAUGAUGAAGAUGAUGAUAUAAGUGAUGAAGAAGAUGAAGAACAAGAAGAAGGAGAAGUAGAAGGAAAUGGAUCAUUAAACUCUCAUGAAGAUAAGGAUUCCUCUUUAAAAGACUUUGAAGAAAAUGAACGAACAAUUUUUGUUGGUAAUCUCCCAAAAGAUGUAACAAAGAAACAGUUACAGAAGUUAUUUAAGCAGUUUGGGAAGAUUGAUGCUAUUCGUUUAAGGGGUAAAAUAUCAAAAUCCCUCAAUAUACCUAAACGAGUUGCAGCUAUCACAAAUGAUUUACACCCAAAAGUGAAAUCAGUUUAUGCAUAUAUUAGAUUUGACUCUGAAGAAUCUACUAAGAAAGCUUUGUCCAUAAAUGGAAGAAAAUUUGAAGGAAAUUAUAUAAGAGUAGACAUGUCUUCGAAAUCAAAUGACAAAUAUGAAACAAAAAAAAGUGUAUUCAUAGGAAAUUUACAUUUUAAUGUUGACGAUGACUCAGUUAGGAAUCAUUUUAAGCGAUGCGGUGAAAUAGAAUCUGUGAGAAUAAUCAGAGACAAUCAGACUGGAGUGGGCAAAGGAUUUGGAUAUGUUAACUUUAAAAGUGAAGAUGCUGUUGCAUUAGCAUUAGAACUAGAUGGCACCACAAUUUUAAAUAGAGAAGUUAGAGUAAAGCCAAGUAUUGAGAAAGAUAAAAGAACAAAAGGAAAGUGUGGAAAGAGAUAUUCUUCAGAUAAUAACCAUAAAUUUUCACAUAAAAAGUUGAAAAAUACUGUAGGCUCAUCAGUAACAAUUCGUAAUAAAGAAAACGCUGUAAAAAGAAUAACGAAAAAACAAAAUUUUGAAAGAAAAGAAACUAGCCCACAACAACAAGGAAAUAACUUUCAAGGGCAAAAAUCUGAUGUAAACAAAAAGAAAAGUAAAAACAAGUUUGACAAAAAGAAGAAACUUUUGGCUGAAAAACUUAUGGCUAAACCUAAAAAGUCAUCAAAUUAAAUAGCUGCAUAAAAAGUAUACUGCUAGCUUAAACAUUUUCGUAACAAUUCAAUCUCAAUUCAUAUAUCUUAUAUACUAGCAACAAUGAUAAAUUGCAACCUGUCAUAUCAUUGUAAAGUAAGAAAAAACAUGUAAUCAAAAAGGUUUGGCAUUUUUAAGACUGUUAUCAGUAUGUAUUUCUCAAAUGUAAAAGAGUAGAAACAAGUAUUUAAUGUUUAAUAAAAUAUUUUUAUGAA